GAUUUCAGGUCUAAGAAUAGCUUGGGUUAACCUACCCAGAUUGACGAAGGUGUGAUCCUUGCAUCCAAACGUUUCUGAGACUGCCAAUGGUCACACUGUGAUGUGAAUCACCGUUUCAGAAUGUCAGGCAAAACGCAAUGGGUGAAAGCUGACGGCACUUUGCUUGAUGGAAAGGAGGCAGAACGGGAACUGGCUAGAUUUGAUGCUGAGGGCAUCCUCAGUGAGCUCGGCCUGAAGAAAGGAAGUGCGGGAUCAGUGGCCAAGGAGAGCAGUUCUACAAAAGGUGACACAUUCAAAGGACUUGGGCAAAGUCUGAAAUCUGCCACUGGACCAAGAACACCAACAGGACACGAUUCAUCUCCUCAUCCAGAUGACAGUCCUGGAUCUGAUAUCCCCGGAGCAACCAGUCAGAUACACCAACUCCAGACCGGUACUAGCCAUCAAACAAAUAGAAGGCGUAAGUCUUCUGUCAUCGAUCAGGCAGAAGAUGCAGAGUUAAAGAAGAAGAUUGCCGGCGUCAGUCCUCAGAUGAAGGAAGACGCGCAUCAAAUUUGGAAAUUCUCCAAAGAUGUGGAGAAUGGAGUGUACCGUUUCAGCUUGGAUGUUGACAGUCUUUGGCAAGGCAUAUCCGAACCUUUUUACUCAUUCACAGGAAAAUCAAUGAAGUUACCAACAAGACUCUGUCCUACAUCGAAACUGGCGAGCACAUGGUGCAGACAAGCCUGGACACUAUUGAGAUGUGGAGUGAUAUGACUAAAAAUAUCCAAGGAGCAACGGAAGCUCUCAACAAUGUUAUAAAGGACAAGGCUGGAGAAGUAACUGGAUCCUCUCGGAAUCUCAGUGAUCAAGCUCAGGGACUAGCAGAAUCUGCAACUUCAAUUGUUGAGAAUCCAACGUUGAACCGCGUGGCUGACAUGUCUGACAUAUCUCUCGUGAUAAAAAAAAUGUCGGGAACAGUUGGUCACCUCAGCACAACAUUCAACAGCCUUGUUGAGGACAUGUCAGCUGACAUACAGAAGAAUAUUACAAGUUUCUCAGACAUGCUUAUCAAAGCAGGUGAGGACAGUGGACUUUUUCGCUUCAUCAAAGAGGCAGGACAUGAAAUAUGCGAACUUUUGAAGAAGAUUCUGGCAAUCAUACAUUUCGUAAAGGAAAAGAUAAAAAAGUUUCUAGAAGUGUUCAAUGGUUUAAUUGACAAAGUAUUCACUUUCCUGGGCAAGAUUGUAUCAGUGAUACAAGAUGUCCUUGGCCUUGACAUGGAGUUAAUGAAAGAAGCCCUAAAGAAUGGGACAAUUCGAGCAGCUGAUGUCAAAGCUGGGAAUGUCAACUUUGCUUUGAGUUCUGAAGUGAAGACAAAGUCAUCAACAGUCGUCUCGGGAGCCAAAGUGACAGCAGGCAAUGUCUCUGCAGUGGGCAAGGUUGUCGAUAAUUCAAGAAGUGGACACAUUGAAGUGGCUGCUGUUGAUGUGAAGGCUGGUAAUGCCGACGUAGCUCUGAUGCGAGAGGGCAAGAUCAAAAGGAACCUAGCUUAUCUGAAAGGGGCAAAUAUAAAUGCAGGAAAUGCACGAGCAACCUUGGUGGAUGAUAGAGAAAUUGAUUCUGCUGUUGUUGGGGCAUCUGCAGCUGAAGUCAAUGUUGGCAAUGUUGAAGCCUUUGGACUUGGACGGAAAGGAACACACAGGCAUACAACAGCUCAGCCAAGUUUCAGUGCAGGUAAUGUAGCUAUCGGCGUGAGAAGAAGCAGAGGUACCAAUAUUAAAGCUGGUCCGCAGUUUUCUGCUGGUAACAUUGACUUAACUAUUGGGGCGCCUUCAGUGUCGAAUUUUCUCAACCAGUUUAGACCUGGGCAUGGAUUUGCCAACUUCACAAUACCAUUCCUUGGUGGAGGAGCAGAGGAGGCAGGUGGAAAGUCUAAUGGUGGGAAGGGAAAUGAGAUGCCAUUAGAAACUGCAGGAGAAUCUACCUAUGGAUUACCAAGAGACACGGUAGAGUUUGGGGAUAGGCUUCCCCAACAUGAGGACACUGGAACAGGUGGUGUACACUCAGGUUCAAACAAGAAUGGAGCGACUGGAACUGACCCUGUUCCUGUUCCUGGGUCUGGUCCUAGUCCUGGCUCUGGGGGCAGAGGCAAAAGUACCUCAGGAGCCAGUGCUGGUGGUACCGGGAAAGGGACUGGCAGGAGCAACACUCAAGAAUCACAUUCAAGAAUAAGCACAGCCUCAAACACUCACAACUUUGGCACUGAAAAGGGAAAAGAUUCGCAAACAUGUAAACGUGGACAAACUGGACAAACAUCUAUUUCUAUAUCCUCUUCGAAUUCCUUGCUGAACGAAUCAUCUGACAGCCCAUUUUCCCCAAAACAGGACAGCAGAGGCAAACCAUUAGGUGAAUCAGGUGAAUCGAAAGGAGUCAGUAACUCUCUCGGAUCAGGAGUGCAUAAAAGCGGGGAUGGAAUUGGGAAUACACCAGAAGAAGAUUAUCAAACUACAGUAGCUUCAAUUGUCAGGAGGGAAGUUUAUCAAAAGUCUGGAAAGAAGCCCAAAAAGGAUCCAAAGAAAGAAACAAGGGCAGAUGAAAAGGACAAGAAAUACAGUAAAGAAGAGCUCAGGAGGGCAUUGUUAAAGGAAGGUCAAGAGGAAUUGGGUUCAAGUGUGGAAGCUGGUGAAGGCUGUACAGGAGUCGGUAAAGAAACGAAAGCCACAAAGAAAACUCAUAUUAAACCCAAAGCUAAACCUUGGGGAGAACAUGGCAACAUCCAUGGAUUCAGUACUCUUGGUACCGAAUGCGGAAAAGAAGUCAAGAAACUGGGAAAUCGUAUUUACGGUUUUGGGGAUGAGUGAACAAUCGGACAGUUGACGCACAUCAUACUGAUUGUGUGAUUGGUGUAAUAAACUACCAGCAACCAGAGGUACCAAACUCAGACAUUACAUAAACCUUCGUUACAGCAAACGUUUAACAUCUAUGUGUUUUGAUUUUCUGUCGUAUUUUGGUCGCUUUUUAUUUUUUUGCUUUCUUUUGCUUUUGCUUUGGUUGUGUGUUUUUUCAUAUUUGUUUGUUUGAUUUUAUGAUGAUACAAAUUGAUAUUGUAUAACCAACAAUGAAUAAUACGGUCACCAUUAUAUUGUCACAGUGUUUUCAUACGAUCGAGACACAAUAGUUUUGAUGAAAUAUCCUUUCUCUAUGCGCUAAGUAAAGAAAGUAAGGAAACAAUGUAUAUGUAUAUUCAGCAAGUUAUGAAUACCAUGUUUAAUGAACCGCAAAAGAAAAAUGAUGUUUCAAAACCAAAUGCAAAAUUUUGUACUUAGAAUGUGGUGUUUUUAUUAUGAUUGCACCGUUUGUUAACAUGUUUUUUUAAUCCGAAUUGACAGUUAUUACCAACAUCUGUGUGUUUUCUGAUGAAAAAGCAUAUCGACCAAACGUGCCUAAAAGACUGACGUGGUAAAAGGUGCCGUAUGACAUUUGUGAAAAUGAAAAUGCACGUGCAUAUCGUGACAACCCUUCCAAUGAAAGCGAGUCUCAAACUCGCCUGGAAUCAUUCUUGUGUUGACACAAUCGCCAUACUUAAGAGUUACCAGAGGAACCAAGCCUUGGCAAGUUGGCCAGAUUGCACAGAGGGUAGCCAAUCAUUUCAAUGUUCAUGUUUGGACAAUCUACCGACUGCAGGAACGGUAUCAGGCCACUAACAGCAUCCAAGACCACCCACGCAGUGGACGACCUGCAGUUACAUCACAACAUCAACAUCGACAGAUUGCGCGCAGCCAUCUACAGGAUCGCUUCACCAGAGCCAAGGAAACAGCUCGCCAGACCAUUGAGACUCACACGAGAACCAUUAGUGCCGAUACAGUGCAUCAACGUUUGCGCGGAAGAAUCCCCUGCUGUCACAGACCCUAUCGUUGUCCUCUUCUCAUCACUCCUCACCCAAACUGACUGCAAUGGGCAACUCAUCAUCGCAGUUGGUGUAAUUGACAAUGGAGAACUCUUCUUUUUUUCUGAUGAAAGCCGAUAUUGUGUUUCGACAGGCGAUGGCAGAGUGAGAGUACAGCGAAGACGUGGGGAACGGCUUUCAAAUGCGUGUAUUGUUGAAAGAGACUCGUGGGGUGGUCCAAGCAUCAUGGUGUGGUGUGGAAUCGAUCUGAACUAGAGUUGACCCCAUGGUGUUCCAGAAUCACAGUCCAGGAUGAGGAAAUGGCGUGACAGCUGCUCGCUAUAGUGACCAAGUCAUGAGACCCCACUUUGUACCACAUUUUGAACGCCACAGAACUCACACCUUCCAGCAAGACAAAGCUCGUGCUCACACUGCCAGAGCAACACUGGACUUCCUAAUGCAACAUGGCAUCCAAACCCUACAAAGG
Molecule: messenger RNA, 4352 nt
Organism: Haliotis rubra (blacklip abalone)
Lineage: Eukaryota; Metazoa; Mollusca; Gastropoda; Lepetellida; Haliotidae
Product: cell wall protein IFF6-like
Exons: 4
Coding region: 708-2840 (710 amino acids)
Source: RefSeq, a predicted model, not a curated record